AUGUCUACACGUGCUAGAAACUUCUUCCUCUUCACCCUUCUGGUCAACUCCUUAACUUCAGCAAAAAUUCUGUCUUCUCCUGCAGAGCUCGUGCAGACAGAGUAUGAUUUUAUUGUGAUCGGAGGUGUGGGGAACACCGCCAUUCUGCUGCGUUUCUCUCUGACGGAUCUGGCAUGGAUAGCCGGUACUGCAGGGAGCGUUUUGUCCGCUCGACUUAGUGAAAAUCCCGAUGUCAAAGUUCUGGCUGUUGAAGCUGGUGCGAGUAACGAAGGGAUCGUGGAGACCAUGGCGCCGUUCCUUGGGGUAUCACUUUCAAAUACACUCCUUGACUGGAAUUACACGACGGUGCCACAGGAAGGUUAUAAUAACCGGACACUCAGUUUGACCAGGGGAUAUGUGUUGGGGGGAAGUAGCACUGUCAAUCUUCUAACUUGGAACCGUGGAGCAGAUGAUCUAUGGGACAGCUGGGCACGGAUCACGGAUGAACCUGGCUGGUCUCGAGAAGCCAUGGAAAAGUACUGGCUCAAGUCGUCGCGUCUCGUGAGCCCCGCUGAUCGUCACGACACUACAAACCAAGAAGAGCCUUCUAUCCACGGGAAUGGGCCUGUUCAAGUCAGCGUGGGAGGUUUCCCAACAGAGCUUGAUGGACGUGUCCUUGAUACCAGCAAGAUGCUCGGUGGUCGGUUCCCAUAUACCGUGGAUCUAAAUGCUGGUCAUUUCGUGGGAGUCAGUUACAUGCAAUCUUCUGUUGGUGGCGGCCAGCGUAGUAGUGCUGCAACAGCUUACCUGAAUCCAAGCCAAGAAAGGGGUAAUCUAGAUAUCCUCAUCAACACCCACGUCACAAAAUUAGUUCAAACCGGCUCCUGGCGGGGUUGGGGGAAGCCAGAAUUUCGGGUAAUACAGGUGGCUCAGAGCAGUGAAGAUGCGCCCAUUCAGGUCACCGCCCGAAAAGAAAUACUGCUUUGCGCCGGCGUUAUCGGUACACCCCAACUUCUGUUGCUCUCUGGAAUAGGUCCUUGGCAGGAUCUGAAGUCUCUUGGCAUUUCACCUAUCCUUGCUCUGUCAGAUGUCGGGCAACAUCUCACAGACCACCCUGCCAUCCCUAUUUAUUACGCCGUCAACUCGAACAGCACGUUCGACAGGUAUCUACGGAACGACACCCUGUUUGCGGAAGAAUUAGGGCAUUGGGAACAAACGCAUCAAGGCCUUUUCGUUGAUUCACCGGGUAAUACGCAGGCUUUCAUUCGGCUCCCAAAUAAUGCUUCGAUCUAUGAAUCAUUUGAGGACCCAUCUUCAGGUCCAGGCGCAGGGCACUUAGAAAUGAUAUUCAUCGACGGGUUUGCUCAAUUUGGAUCUUUGCCUCAACCCGAAACCGGAAAUUUUCUUACCGUUCUGGCUGGCGUUGUCACACCGCUCUCUGAGGGAUAUGUGACUAUCAACUCUACCAAUCCUUUCGACCAUCCGCUUAUCGACCCGGCCUUCCUGACGAGCCCUUUCGACCAGUACGCGAUAGUGCAAGCCAUCAAAGAUAUUCAAGAGUUUUUAGCUUCGUCUCCAUGGAACGGUUUCGUGCUAGAUGCUUAUGGCGAUUUACUCAACGCCACUACUGAUGAUGCUAAAUUGGAGUACGUGAGGGCCUAUGGGUCCAAUAUCAAUCAUCUAGCCGGAACUGCGCGAAUGUCGCCGAGAACAGCGAAAUGGGGAGUGGUCGAUCAGGAGUUGCUGUUGAAGGGUGCUGAAGGUAUCAGGAUCAUUGACGCGUCUGUUUUUCCGAGUAUUCCUGAAUGCCACAUUCAGGCACCUGUAUAUAUGAUUGCCGAGAGAGCAGCGGACCUCAUCAAGGAUCGAUACCAUCUGUGA
Molecule: messenger RNA, 1860 nt
Organism: Guyanagaster necrorhizus
Lineage: Eukaryota; Fungi; Basidiomycota; Agaricomycetes; Agaricales; Physalacriaceae
Product: aryl-alcohol-oxidase from pleurotus Eryingii
Exons: 9
Coding region: 1-1860 (619 amino acids)
Molecular function (GO): oxidoreductase activity, acting on CH-OH group of donors; flavin adenine dinucleotide binding
Source: RefSeq, a predicted model, not a curated record